AUGUCAGACAAAGUCGACUCAAGUUCUCUCUCCUCCCUCUCCAACAUCAACCAGUACCCCAACUGGGCUGCGCAGAUGAAGGGCUAUCUCAUCAUGAUUGGUUCCUGGAACGUCACCAACUCGACACCAACUACUCCUGACGAUGCUGAAGCGCUUAAGGAGCACAACCUUAAGAUACAGUGGGCCCAGGGUAUCAUCAUGAUGAAGGUCGAUCGUUCGCUCCAUCGUCUCCUCGAAGAUGAUGCUGGCAACCCCAAGCAACCGAAUGCGAUGUGGACAGCACUCAAGGACAACUUCGGCACUCCCGACGCCGCUGCUGUCUGGUACAAGUUUGAAAGCCUUAUUGCUUCGGACCGCAUGAACGACCAGAAGCCCAUCCAGCACCAGUUCGACCAACUCGUCACUCGUCUCAAGGAAAUCAAGGAUAGUAAGCUCGAGCUCUCUGAGAACCUUCAGGCGAUGCUAGUUCUGUCCAAGAUUCCUGAGUCCUAUCGCAACCUGAUCUCUGGCCUUCUCACCUCAGUCAAGCUCGAGAAUCUGAAGGUCGAAACGGUUCGCGAGAAG
This is a messenger RNA of Dichomitus squalens LYAD-421 SS1, 564 nucleotides long. RefSeq lists its product as uncharacterized. The annotation marks the transcript as partial. The transcript has a single exon. The record is from RefSeq and is a predicted model, not a curated record. Lineage: Eukaryota; Fungi; Basidiomycota; Agaricomycetes; Polyporales; Polyporaceae.